CUAGGUGCCUCGGGAGAAAGCUGCAGAGGCGGGCCCUCCUGUUAAGCAAAAUGUUGAAUUCCGUUUUCACACUCCCCCCCCCCCAAUGCUCUUUGAGCGCCUCCCAUCCGUUUGGGGCUCCCAGGUGCUGUGCGUGUUUAGAAGGACCCUCCAGGUGGACCUGAGGCUUGCAACCCUUAAGAGCCACCCAGUAAGGCCGCCUGGUGAGCCGAGAGCAGGAAACCUCUAUUGGAGUAGAAGGAACUAAAACUAGACAGGAGGAGCUCCUGUUUGUCACUCACCGAACUAUGUUAGAUACUAAAGAAGGCUUCCCCACAAUCCAUUUGCAUCUGCUUUGACUGGUGGUUUCUAUCAACCUACAAAGACUGACUUAUUGGUGAGGGCAGCUGGACAACUCUGAGAGCAACUUAGAGAAAUCCAUCUUGGGCACACUCUAUAAAGGAGCUCCUUCUCUGGAAAUAGCACCCCAGAUAAGUGCACAAAAGCAAGACACCCUCGUGGACCUACUUCCUCCCGCUUUCAACACCCUGAUGCCUGAAGCUAUGCUUGAUACUAAAGGAGGUUUUCCCACAUUUGCAUCUUCUAUGUUUUGAAAUUGCAACUAUGGACAGUUAUGGCUAAUCCUAGUAGAUUGUCUUCCCUUCUUUUAACAUCUUGGAUGAAUUUGGGGCACACUAAUGUGUUAAGUGAAGAUGGAUGUUGAAUUUUGUAGAAUUUGACAGCAGUAUCAAGAGCUGAUGAGGAAGAGAAGAUGGAAAGGAGUCUAGCGACUUAAAAAUCUCAUAGCGUUCUCUGUGAGCUUCAGGUGCUGCUCCAAGCCCGGACAGUUACUUCAGGUCAGGUGGUUGUUCCCUCUUUGCCCCCUUCUGCACACGCUCUUCUGUGCCUUCUGGAAUCAUCCUCAUUGCUGGCAUCAAAUGCCCUCUGUUGAGCCAUUUGUUGCCUGCACUGUUAGGGCUUAAGGGAAUGAAUAAAGAGAACUGCGCUGCCUGCCUGUCCCUGCUGUGUAGGGGCUCCCAAGUCUAAGACACCCUCCACCUGGACACAUAGAGUGAGCAAAAACACGGAUGGCAUGUUCUGUAAGGGGGUACCUGAAGGAAUUCCGCACGGAGCAGUGCCCACUCUUUGUGCAACACAAAUGCACUCAGCACCGGCCCUACACCUGCUUCCACUGGCACUUCGUGAACCAGAGACGUCGCCGGUCCAUCCGCCGUCGGGACGGCACCUUCAACUACAGCCCCGACGUCUACUGCACCAAGUACGACGAGGCCACAGGCCUCUGCCCGGAGGGCGACGAGUGCCCAUUCCUGCACAGGACCACAGGGGACACUGAGCGCAGGUACCACCUGCGCUACUACAAAACUGGAAUCUGUAUCCACGAGACAGACUCAAAAGGCAACUGCACCAAAAACGGCCUGCACUGUGCUUUUGCCCACGGGCCCCAUGACCUCCGUUCCCCUGUCUACGACAUCAGAGAGCUCCAGGCCAUGGAGGCCUUGCAGAACGGCCAGACCACAGUAGAGGGCAGCAUAGAGGGCCAGACGGCUGGGGCUGCGAGCCAUGCCAUGAUAGAAAAAAUCCUCAGUGAGGAGCCACGGUGGCAAGAGACUGCUUAUGUGCUGGGGAACUAUAAGACGGAGCCGUGCAAGAAGCCCCCGAGGUUGUGCCGCCAGGGUUAUGCCUGUCCCUACUACCACAACAGCAAGGACCGGCGGCGGAGCCCCCGGAAACACAAAUACAGGUCAUCUCCGUGUCCGAACGUAAAACAUGGGGAUGAGUGGGGAGACCCUGGCAAGUGUGAGAACGGAGAUGCCUGCCAGUACUGCCACACCCGCACGGAGCAGCAGUUCCACCCAGAGAUCUAUAAAUCCACCAAGUGCAACGACAUGCAGCAGUCGGGCAGCUGUCCCCGAGGACCUUUCUGCGCCUUCGCCCAUGUAGAACAGCCACCCCUCAGUGACGAUCUACAACCUUCUUCAGCUGUGUCGAGCCCCACUCAGCCGGGUCCCGUCUUAUACAUGCCGUCUGCUGCCGGAGACUCGGUGCCCGUGAGCCCCUCCAGCCCACAUGCCCCUGACCUCAGCGCUCUCCUCUGUAGAAACAGCAAUCUAGGAAGCCCAUCUAAUCUCUGUGGCUCCCCCCCGGGCUCCAUCAGGAAGCCCCCGAACCUGGAAGGCAUUGUCUUCCCUGGGGAGUCUGGCCUCGCCCCUGGCAGCUAUAAGAAGGCUCCUGGCUUUGAGAGGGAAGACCAGGUGGGAGCUGAGUACCUGAAAAAUUUUAAAUGCCAGGCCAAGUUAAAACCCCACUCACUAGAGCCCAGGAGUCAAGAGCAGCCUCUGCUUCAGCCCAAACAGGACAUGCUGGGCAUCCUUCCCGUGGGCAGCCCCCUGACCUCAAGCAUCUCUUCUAGUAUCACCUCCAGCCUGGCAGCUACUCCCCCUAGCCCUGCAGGCACCAGCAGCGUCCCUGGCAUGAAUGCAAAUGCUCUGCCCUUCUAUCCCACCAGCGACACGGUAGAGUCAGUCAUAGAAUCUGCCUUGGAUGACCUGGACCUGAACGAGUUUGGGGUGGCCGCCCUAGAGAAGACUUUCGAUAACAGCACAGUGCCCCACCCAGGCAGCAUCACAAUUGGUGGCAGUUUGCUGCAGAGUUCUGCGCCCGUGAACAUCCCUGGUUCCUUGGGCAGUUCUGCUUCCUUCCACUCAGCAUCCCCGUCCCCUCCUGUCAGCCUCUCCUCACAUUUCCUGCAGCAGCCCCAGGGCCACCUGAGCCAGUCAGAAAACACAUUUUUGGGGACCUCAGCAUCACAUGGAUCUUUGGGUCUGAACGGGAUGAAUAGCAGCAUCUGGGAGCAUUUUGCGUCUGGUAGCUUCUCCCCAGGCACUUCCCCUGCCUUCCUGUCGGGGCCAGGGGCCGCUGAGCUGGCCCGGCUGCGGCAAGAGCUUGAAGAAGCCAACGGCACCAUCAAGCAAUGGGAGGAGUCCUGGAAGCAGGCUAAGCAGGCUUGUGAUGCCUGGAAGAAGGAGGCGGAGGAGGCCGGUGAGCGGGCCAGUGCAGCAGGUGCUGAGUGCGAGCUGGCCCGGGAGCAGCGGGACGCACUGGAGGGGCAGGUUAAGAAGCUACAGGAAGAACUGGAGCGGCUGCACUCGGGCCCCGACCUGCAGGCCCUGCCCACCUUCUCUGACCUGGAGGCCCUCUCGCUCUCCACCCUCUACUCCCUCCAGAAGCAGCUGCGCGCCCACCUGGAGCAAGUGGACAAGGCCGUGUUCCACAUGCAGUCGGUGAAAUGCCUUAAGUGUCAGGAGCAGAACCGAGCGGUGCUGCCAUGCCAACACGCCGUGCUGUGUGAGCUCUGCGCCGAGGGCAGCGAGUGCCCCGUCUGCCAGCCCAGCCGGGCCCACACUCUCCAGUCGUGACCCUGCAGGCCUGGCCCCGGCCCGGCUCAGAUCAUCUUUCCUAGGACUUUUUAAAGUAUAUAUAUAUGUAUGUAUGUAUGUAUGUACGUAUGUAUGUAUGUGUAUAUGAUUCUGUAUAUGUAUACAUUUCUGUGCGCGUGCGGGUGUGCGUGGGCAGCAGUGUGUGAACAGUGUGUAUCUGUACGUAGAUAUAGACACACACUUUAAAACAGACUUACCAAGCACUUUUUAAAAGAAAAAACUCUUUUGCAGCCCUCCCCUUGCCCAUUCUGUCCUUUUCCAUUGCAGAGACAAAGUCCCCUCAUUGCCCACCGGCCUUUUGGCAGGGGAUAGGUUUCUCUUUUUAAUGUAGGAAAACUAACUAGUUUUAACUUCUUCCUGGGGCCCGAGCAGGAAGCUGGAAGGGGCCAAGGGGAGGGACCAAGCCUUCAGGGCAGGCCCUGUUCACUGCACCUCCCGAGGCCAGGGCCAGAGCCAGGGGUGUGGACAUCGGGGGGACAGACCUGGUUCCCAGCCAUGAGGCUUGAGAGGGGGGUGUGCCGGGGGUCUCAGCCAGCCUAGCUCCUAGGUUUUACCAAAUGUGUAUCUAGUCUGGGGCUGGCAGGCCAAAGCUGCAGGGGCCAGCCCCACUCCCAACCCUGGGCCCUUGAAGCUCCUUGAGGGGCAAGGCCCAGGAGUUCUACCCCUCAGGUUCCUGAGGCCAGGGGUCCACCUCAGUCCUCUCCCUCCGGGCCCCCAGAGCAACCUCCCUGGCCCCAGGACCACCUACCAGACUGGCACUGCCCUCUUCAUAACCCCCCAGCUGCUGUCAGCUUCCUCCCUUUCCCCCCUACCCCCUCUGGCAGCUAGCAGGGCAAUUGGUGGGGAGGAGCUGCAGACUGGGGACCAAGGUGGGGCUUAGGCCCUGCCCUCCUCACCGGGAGGGGCUCCGUAUGCAUUCCUUGGUGCUCUCUGAGUGCAGCUGACGUCCUGCCCAUUUGGAGCGGACGCGUGUGUACAUGUGUGUGCGUGCCUGUCCAAUGUAUAUUGUGUCUUAGCUUCCAUUUUAAAAAUUGUUCUGUACAGAAAGAUGCAGUGGGGGCGGGAGGGCAGAGCGGGUGGAGGGAAGCCACCCUGCUCCCAGCGCUGGGGGUCUGGGGUGGGAGCAACAGGGCUGUGAAGGGUCUGGUCUGGCCCAGGCUCCCCCUUGGGCUCAGCACGAAAGGGCUUUCAAUGAAUUAAGUGAAAACUUUUUUUUACAAAAAUGCAAAAAUCAACAAAGCUCCAAACCUAUUGGAAAUAAAAUAUGAACUUAAAA
This is a messenger RNA of Callorhinus ursinus (northern fur seal), 4713 nucleotides long. Lineage: Eukaryota; Metazoa; Chordata; Mammalia; Carnivora; Otariidae. The record is from RefSeq and is a predicted model, not a curated record.